Messenger RNA from Salvia splendens (bonfire salvia), 675 nucleotides. Its product is annotated as polyadenylate-binding protein RBP47-like. The record is from RefSeq and is a predicted model, not a curated record. NCBI's taxonomy places the organism in Eukaryota, Viridiplantae, Streptophyta, Magnoliopsida, Lamiales, Lamiaceae. The transcript is spliced from 2 exons. Bases 146 to 496 code for a protein of 116 amino acids.
UUUAUCUAUCUCGCCAGCCUACUUCGCAAACCCCUCUCUCUCUCUCCAAUACCUGGUUUCUUCAACCAGGUAAGGUAACCUAAUCUCUUGCGGAGGAGUUGAUUUGAACUCGAGCGGAGAGGUGAAUUUUUGCUGCGGAGCUAAUAUGAACGGCGGGGAUAUGAACCAGAGCCAGAACAACAAUCAGCAGCAGCAGCAGCAGAUGCAACAGCACCAGCAGUGGAUGGCGAUGCAGCAGUACCAGCAGCAGUGGAUGGCGAUGCAGUAUCCGGCUAUGGCGAUGCAGCAGCACAUGAUGUACAAUCAACAUUACGUCCCGUACUACCACCCGCAGCAGCAGCCGCAGCCGACGCAGGGGCAGAAGCACGGCAAUCAGAUUCAGAACGGCGCCGAGGAUAAUAAACGAUCUGGAUUGGAGAUCUCCAGCCGUGGAUGGACGAAAGUUAUAUCCAGUCGUGCUUUUCUCAAUCUGGAGAGGUUGUCUCAGUCAAGAUAAUCCGCAUAAGCAGACAGGUCACUCUGAGAGAUAUGGAUUCAUUGAGUUCAAUUCGCAUGAAGCAGCAGAGAAAGUUCUGCAGAGUCUCAAUGGGACCACCAUGCUGAAUACCGAGCAACCAUUUCGCUUAAACUGGGCAGCCUUUAGCACUGGUGAUAGGCGACCUAAUACUGGUGGUA